UAUGUGUACUCUAGAGAACUAAUACUCCCCCUAACUAUUCAAAACAUGUACACAUGCAGUCCAAGGCUAAUAAUAGACAUGUUCAAUUUUUCUCCAUUCUUAUUUCCUCUUUUGGACUUACUUAUUUGUUACAGUAUGAAUUUUCUGUUACGAAUUUUUAUCUCUUUAUCUAUAGUUUUUCGAUAUAGAGUGACUUAUAAAAAGGUUUAGAGAUAUUAAUUUGUUAAAGUUAGACUAUUUUUGCACGGGGUAUAAUCCUGUUAUAAUUUACAAUCUUUUUUUCAGGAGACCUUAUUAUUCAUUUCCGCUUACUCCCGCCAAACGCUCUAGAAUUCGAUUUCUUCACUCAAAAUUCAUCCCAAAAAAUGAGUCUUCAUCGAUCCCUCAGCCGCAUACCUAAAACCCUAAUUCCUACACUUCACAGCCCCACAAAACCCAUAAAAAAUGGAAACCCAUUUCACAAAUUAUUGCCAUUUUUUCAAAUUCAUUACAAUUCAGUGAAUACCCAUGCCUCUUCUAAUGAUAAUAACCAAAACUCAAAUCCCCAAAAUGCACUAAUUAAACUGGAAGCAGAAAGAAUCUGCAAAAUUUUAUUGAACACCACCUGUUCGACGAAAGGUGUAGCUGAUGCUUUGAGUUCUGUUUCAGGAAAUGUGAAUCCUUUAUUAGUUGAUGAGGUUGUAAAGAAGCUCAGCAAUUCUGGGGUUUUAGCAUUGUCUUUUUUCCGUUGGGCUGAGAAACAGAACGGUUUCGUGCAUACUUCAGAGAGUUAUCAUGGGUUGAUUGAAGCUCUAGGAAAGAUCAAACAGUUUAAAAUGGUUUGGAUUUUGGUUGAUGAGUUGAAGAAGAAAGGGUUGUUGUGUAAAGAGGCAUUUGCACUUAUUUCACGAAGAUAUGCUCGUGCUAGGAAGGUUAAAGAAGCUAUCGAGGCAUUUGAGAGGAUGGAGAAAUAUGGAUUGGUUGUUGAGUUGCAAGAUUUUAAUAGAUUGCUUGAUACAUUGAGCAAGUCUAGGAAUGUUGGGAAAGCACAAGAAGUGUUUGAUAAAUGGAAGAAUAAUGGGAAAUUUAAGCCUAAUAUUAAGUCUUAUACUAUAUUGUUAGAAGGGUGGGGUGGAGAGAAGAAUUUGUUGAGGCUAAAUGAAGUUUAUCAGGAGAUGAAGGCUGAUGAUAUUGAGCCUGAUGUUGUGAGCUAUGGAAUCAUGAUCCAUGCUCAUUGCAAGGUUAAGAAGUAUGAUGAGGCGAUUGAGUUGUUACGCGAAAUGGAAAGGAAGAAGAUUAGGGUAACGCCUCAUGUGUAUUGCACGUUGAUAAAUGGUUUGGGAUCGGAGAAAAGGUUGGUCGAGGCUCUUAAGUAUUUUGAGCUGUAUAAGGGUAGUGGUUUUGAUCUUGAGGUAUUCACAUUUAACGCAAUGGUGGGAGCUUAUUGCUGGUCUAUGCGUAUGGAUGAUGCAUAUAAGUUAGUCGAUGAGAUGAGGAGAUGUAAGAUUGGUCCGAAUUCCAGAACAUAUGACAUUAUUCUUCACCAUCUUAUAAAAGCCAAAAGAACGAAUGAAGCUUAUUCGGUGUUUCAGAAAAUGAGCAAUGAUCCUGGGUGCGAACCGACUGUGAGUACAUACGAGAUAAUGGUGAGGAUGUUCUGCAACGAGGACCGGACAGAUAUGGCUCUUCGAGUCUGGGAUCAGAUGAAAGCUAGGGGAGUUCUUCCCGGAAUGCAUAUGUUUUCGACAUUGAUCAACAGCUUUUGCCAUGAGAAUAGAUUGGAUGAUGCUUGUAGAUACUUUCAAGAGAUGCUUGACAUGGGCAUGAGACCUCCACUUCCCUUGUUUGAUAAUCUAAAACGGACACUUCUUGAAGAGGGAAAAGAGGAUACUGUUAAAGCAUUGUGGAGGAAACUUGAGAAACUAAAGAAAAGCAACUUAGUUGGAUAGAGACAGCUUAAGAUGGAAUAUCAUAUUAAUGAAGCACUAGUAUUCUUCACAAUUGAAUUGGUUGAUUUUUUUUUUUUACCAUCCUUAUUAUGUCCAUUUUCACUUUUGUCCCCUUUUUUAUGUUUAGGCGAGGUUUCAGAUAGCCGAUCCUAACUUGUUUGGUA
Messenger RNA from Nicotiana tabacum (common tobacco), 2092 nucleotides. Its product is annotated as pentatricopeptide repeat-containing protein At1g77360, mitochondrial-like. NCBI's taxonomy places the organism in Eukaryota, Viridiplantae, Streptophyta, Magnoliopsida, Solanales, Solanaceae. The record is from RefSeq and is a predicted model, not a curated record. Gene Ontology annotation, molecular function: protein binding; mRNA binding.